AAGCGCUGCGGCGGUGCAGGGAGGGGUGCGGCCGCUCCCGUCGCCCGUGCCGGUCCUCGCCGUCCCCCGCGCCGCCAUGGGCACCCGCGACGACGAGUACGACUAUCUGUUCAAAGUUGUACUUAUUGGAGACUCUGGAGUAGGCAAGAGUAACCUUCUGUCUCGAUUCACUCGCAAUGAGUUUAACUUGGAGAGCAAAAGCACCAUUGGGGUGGAGUUUGCAACAAGGAGCAUUCAGGUUGAUGGGAAGACAAUAAAGGCUCAGAUAUGGGACACCGCGGGGCAGGAACGGUAUCGAGCUAUAACAUCAGCGUAUUAUCGUGGUGCCGUAGGGGCGCUCCUGGUUUAUGACAUUGCUAAGCACCUUACUUACGAGAACGUAGAGCGAUGGUUGAAAGAGCUGCGCGACCACGCUGACAGCAACAUAGUCAUCAUGCUCGUGGGGAACAAGAGUGACCUGCGCCACCUGAGAGCCGUCCCUACGGAUGAGGCCAGAGCCUUUGCAGAGAAGAAUGGUUUGUCAUUUAUCGAGACGUCUGCUUUAGACUCCACAAACGUGGAAGCUGCCUUCCAGACUAUUCUGACAGAGAUCUAUCGUAUCGUUUCGCAGAAGCAAAUGUCCGACAGACGGGAGAACGACAUGUCUCCAAGCAACAACGUGGUUCCCAUUCAUGUCCCUCCGACCACCGAAAACAAACCAAAGAUGCAGUGCUGUCAGAAUAUAUAAGAAAUGUUCAUCCUUUCCUAAAAGGCUGUGUAUAUUCCCCAGGUCCAAGAUUUAAAUAUAUUUGUAAUUCGUGUGAUUACUUUCUCGUGUUCAGUUACUGCUUAUUCCUCCUGAAUUUCUCCAUGUCUUAAACACUUUGAUUUCAGUGUUUAUAAAUCUAUUGCUUCCAUGUGACUGCAGUAUUUUCCCAACACCGGCUUGGCCCUGGUCCAGUAAAUGGUUUGGAACUGAACCGCGCUCUUUCCAACGUGAUGCCCGCUAGUCAGAGCGCAGACGUCCUUAGUAAGCACUUGAAGAUGUUAUUCUGGUCCUCCCAAAACAAUUACUGUCAGGUUAACUAGGAAAAUAUCUCUGGGCAGGACAAUCUUUCCUCGUCUCGAGGUGUCGCAUACUGCAUCUAAAGCUUGAUGGAAUGCCUCUUGCUCUGAAGUGCAAUUUUAAUGUAAAGUUAAAUGUUUCUGGCUAUAUCUUCAGAAUGCCAAGUUGAGGAUUUUACAGACUAUUAGGAGGGGAGGGAAAAGCCCUCCUGCAAACAGCUGCAGAGGCCAGUUGUGGUUUGGAGGCUGCCGCGAGGCCCAGCUGCCCUGUCCGGAGCAGGAGCCCCCUCACGGAUUAGGGCUUGCUCUGACACUGGAAUUUGCAGCUUUUUUGGUGUUGCCCAAGAAUAGGUCUCCGCAGUGCUGGUGGUAUCAGGAUUUGAGGAUAACUUUUUCCUUUGUAAUGCACAAACUUGAAGGCUGUUGUUCAUUUUAAUAUUUCAAAUGCUUGAGCUGAUGAGUCAGUAACUUCCACAACCCAGUCUUAAUUUUCAGUCCUGUUUCAUGCGGUAUUUUUAAAAUGACUCCAGUAGUUUGGUAUCUGAUCUUUAACAGAAAUGCCUGACGUAGUUUCCUUGCUGGAUGCUUUCCUUCUCUAGGAUUUUGGUACAAAUAAUCUGUUGAAGUAGCUUGUUCAGGGAUACAUGAAUUGUGCCUUCCUCGCUGCUUCCUCUGAAACCACAGCAUGCAAUACAAUGCGCUCUGUUCCAAAGUAAGUCACUAAUACUGAGAUUUGGGGGCACUGAAUUCCUGCACUAUUUAAAAGAACAGUUUGUUGUAUAAAUGCCUGCAAGUUAUUUAUCUAAUUACAGGAAAGUGGCGGUAGGGAGAGUUUCCCAAGCUCUGAUAUGACCCACUUGGGACUUCCACGUUUGGGUGGGCACAACCAGCUGCAUUUCUUACCCAAGCUUCCUGUCUUGCGGUGCUCAUGAUGUGUAAGGCACACGGAAGGCAUUGCUGUGGUCGGCCACUUGUGGUUUCUUUUUUUUUGUUUUUUUUUUCUCUUUUUAUUCCAUUUCUCCUCAUAUUUGUUCUGAAGAUGCUCUUUUGAUCUGUUUGUAAAUUACUUUGUAUUUUAUGCAUGUACUGUAACUUGAUUUAUUAUUUUUUUAGAUUGAUUUAAAUAUAUUCAUCCAUAAUUCUAAUAAAGAAUUACAGGGGACGACUCA
Molecule: messenger RNA, 2213 nt
Organism: Nothoprocta perdicaria
Lineage: Eukaryota; Metazoa; Chordata; Aves; Tinamiformes; Tinamidae
Gene: RAB11A
Product: RAB11A, member RAS oncogene family
Exons: 5
Coding region: 77-727 (216 amino acids)
Biological process (GO): melanosome transport; neurotransmitter receptor transport, endosome to postsynaptic membrane; exocytosis
Cellular component (GO): postsynaptic recycling endosome; axon; transport vesicle
Molecular function (GO): GTP binding; GTPase activity
Source: RefSeq, a predicted model, not a curated record